UUCCACUUGUUUUGUGCAGCAACACUGAAAGGGAGCGUCUGCUGAUUGAGUUUAAUCGGCCUCAGCCCAGUCCCCGGGUCAGGACCUUCAGUGCGCACAGGAGCAGGAGCUUCGCUCAGGAUUUAGACCACCUCAGCUGCAAAGAGCACAUUAGGAAGAAGCAAAGCAGCAGCAGCAGCAGCGUUUCUCACGGGCUGGUCUCCUCAGCAGGGCGGGGGGUGGGUGUUUUUUUUUUUGUUUUGUUUUUAAAGAGGGUUCCUCUCAUUCACACAUAAUCUUCCUCAGCAGCAUCCUGAGGAGGCUUUCUAGUCAUUUCCACAGUGAACCAGCAACAGGUUGAGCAGCAGCAGCAGCAGCGUGAAUGCGAGUGAAGCCGAACAUGCCGAGCAAAAGCCAGUAUCUGCGCCCCCGGCUGUGCACGCUGGAGAAGGGGGACAACGGCUACGGCUUUCACCUCCACGGGGAGAAAGGCAAGACGGGCCAGUUCAUCCGGUUAGUGGAGCCCGACAGCCCGGCAGAGACCUCCGGGCUCCGUGCCGGCGACCGGCUGGUGUACGUGAACGGGGAGGACGUGGAGAACGAGAGCCACCAGCAGGUCGUGUCCCGGAUACGAGCCACCGUGGGUCGGCUGGAGCUCAUAGUGGUGGAUCCGGACACGGAGCAGCUGCUGAAGAAGCACAACUUGAAGUGCCUGAAAGCUUUUGUCACCGACGGGGUCCCCCUACCCUUCGAGGAGGAAGAAGAGGAGGAGGUGGUAGUGGUGGAAAAAGAGGAGGAGGAGGAGAAGAAGAAGGAGGAGGGCGAGGUAGUGGUGGAGGAGAAGCAGGAGGAUGGAGAAGUGAACGGGACAGAAAACGGAGAUGAGCCGCGAGAAGAAGAGGUGGUGGAGGAGGUGAAGCAGGAGGAGACACCAGAGGAGACGACACCAGAGGAGACACCUGAGGAGACGACACCUGAGGAGACACCCGAGGAGACGACACCAGAGGAGACACCUGAAGAGACGCCCAGAGAGUCCACGCCGAUCCCAGCGACUAACGGGCAAAUCCACGGACACGUGGAGAAGAAGCUGAGCAUCAGCUCUGAGAAGGAGCAAGAGGUGCGCGCUGAACUGCGGCCACGUCUCUGCGUGAUCCAGCGAGGCACCAGCGGAUAUGGCUUCAACCUGCACAGUGAGCGGGCGCGACCGGGACAGUACAUCAGAGCUGUGGAUGAAGACUCUCCAGCAGAAAGGGCAGGCCUGCUGCCCAAAGACAGGAUAGUAGAGGUGAACAGUAUGUCGGUGGAGGGUAAGACGCAUUCAGAUGUCGUCGCUGCCAUUAAAGCCGGCGGGCACGAGGCCCAGCUGCUGGUGGUGGACCCCGAAACGGACGCCUUCUUCAAGAGGUGCCGGGUCACCCCCACCUCUGAGCACCUGACUGGUCCGCUGCCGGAGCCCAUCGUUAACGGAGGGAUGGAGGAGAAGGUGAACGGCAGCGUGGCAAAAGAAGCGACGAGGGACUCGAAGGUGUCCGUCAGCCCCUCCCCGUCCAACGCCUCGUCUAACGCCUCGCUCACAACCCCGCCCGCAAACACCCCGCCUGAGGGAACAAUCACAGACGCCAUCCCGGCUCUCAACCUGACGCUGCAGCAGGUCAAAGAGCUCGCCCACCGGAAACGCUCCAACAAGAGAGCCCCGCCCAUGGACUGGACCAAGAAAAACGAACUCUUCAGCAACCUAUAGGGCACAUCACCUCACCUGAGACACACACACACACACACACACAAAGCAAUCAGACAGAUUUUUUUUAAUAAUUAUUAUUAUCUUAAAGAAAAGUUCCAGCCUUUGGGUAAAUUAUUCCUUUUAUUAUGCUCUUCAUGCUAUUAUAACCCAGAUAUUAUGCUAUAAAAUGUCCUACUAAAAAGAAAAGUGCAUAUGCCAAUGAGAGAGAACUGCAUGUGUGCGACCAUGGCCAUGUGUGUAUGCGGGUGUGGGUUAUUUGAGCUUGUGUGGAUCCAAGGAGGGGGGCUAAGAUUCCUUAUCGGCCUUUUAAAAGUUUAUACUAAUGUUUAAAACACUGAAGUGUCUUCUGAUAAAACAGCGCGACAAUCAAUACAUUUCUCUCUGUUUUUGGGAGCAAACCUCUGGCAGUAGACCGAGUUAAACUGCUUUUCAUGUCCUUAAUUUCACUGGAUUUCUUUUCUUUUAUCGGAUAUCACCAUAGAGCUCUGUCUUCUCUAAUUAUUUCUUACAUUUUGGGAAAUGCUUACUGAUGCCUUUUAAAACUGGAAAUUGCUGUAUUUUAAAGUGUGUUCUAUUAUAAUAUAUGUACAUAUAUCAUAUAUCAUGUAUAUUUUUUACGCAUAUGACUUAAAUCCCGCACUGUAACGAACGUGGUCUCAACUUUAACCCUUUGUUGCAACAGUGUCGUCCUGCCACUCGACCAUACCUGCGUUCUCUUUUAUAAAAUGUGAACUCCAGCAUAUUAUUAGUGUAACUUAUACCACCCUUAUAACCAUUAUUGUUACUGUGAAUGACUGCUCACACAGUUCACAUUUUUAGCAUACUGAAUAUUUUUAUUGGAAAUUAGAAAUUGUGAGUUGUUUUUUUUUUUUUUUUUUUUUUUUUACUUAUUUCUGUGUUAAGAGCUAUAAUUGUGUAGGGUUUGGAUGAUGUUCAUAAGAGGGAGUGGCUGCGUGUCUUUUAGACUAUAUGCAUUUGUCCAGUAUUGAUAAAGGCUAUCAUUUUAAUGACUGAAUUAUAUGAAGAGUUUUUGUAGUUUGUGUAAGCAGUAAGAGAUUUCUAUUCUGUAAUGCGUCGAUCAUCGCAGCGUUAUCCUGGUCUUUGAGAAUAAAUAAAAGUACUAUACACUG
This is a messenger RNA of Oreochromis aureus, 2850 nucleotides long. RefSeq names its product SLC9A3 regulator 1b (gene nherf1b). Gene Ontology annotation, cellular component: apical plasma membrane. The record is from RefSeq and is a predicted model, not a curated record. Gene Ontology annotation, biological process: protein localization to plasma membrane. NCBI's taxonomy places the organism in Eukaryota, Metazoa, Chordata, Actinopteri, Cichliformes, Cichlidae. Gene Ontology annotation, molecular function: signaling receptor binding; protein-membrane adaptor activity. Bases 362 to 1720 code for a protein of 452 amino acids. The transcript is spliced from 6 exons.